CCUAUGCUCGGGAUGACAUUUUCGUUUAUGAACCAAUUGUGCAAUCAGCGUGCCGCUUACAUCGCGGUCGACCAAUCACAACUUCCGACGCUGUGCAGUAGGGGAUUUCAAUAUGGCGGACAUAGAAUUUUAUCAAGAUGAUGCAGAGGAUCCCCUUGGUGACGGUGAUGACAUCUUAUUUGGUGGAGAUUAUGAACAGGGUCAGGAAGAUCUGUUAACUCCCUUACAGCGUCUAGAACAGUAUGUCAACAAUGACAAUAUAUACACAAGACAGAUGGUGGCACGGGGGUUGCUGGACACCCUGCGUCAGGUGGCGGAGACGGGGGACGACAUCACCAAACUGCUGCAGAUUAUGAUACAGUUAUCUGAGGAUCCUGAGCCCACAGUGAGGUCGGAGCUGAUGGAGCAGGUGCCCCACAUUGCCAUGUUCUGCCAGGAGAAUCGCCACAUAACGCCACUGAAGGACACGGUACCCAUGUACCUGAUGCCCAUGGUGGUGCGGUACCUCAUGGAUACAAAUGGACAGGUAGGUGACACGUGGUGCCACCUGGAUACAAAUGGACAGGUAAGGAAGACGAGCCAAGCAGCAUUACUGGUACUACUGGAGCAAGAGCUGGUGGAAAGAGAGGAUGUAGAAGAGCAAGUCUGCCCAGUUAUCCUAGAGUUGACUGGACCACAUAGUAUUGACGAACAUAGGACUGAGGCAGUGGCUUUGAUGAGCAAGAUGACACCUCUGGUGGGGAGCGACAUGGCAGAAAGGUUGUUUUUACCCAGAUUUGUGGUUCUCUGCACAGACCCUUUGUUUCACAUCAGAAAGGUCUGUGCAGCUAACUUUGGUGAAAUGUGCAGUGUUGUUGGCACCGCGGCUACGGAAAAGCAUUUGUUGCCAAAAUUCCAUUACCUUUGUGAAGAUGGAGUGUGGAAUGUCCGGAAAGCAUGUGCAGAGUGUUUCACGGCCGUUUCGUGUGCGUGCUCACAAGAAUGUCGCAAGAAAGAACUAGCUGGGCUGUUCAUUAACUUAUUAUGUGAUCAAUCUAGAUGGGUGCGUAUGGCAGCUUUCCAGGCUCUAGGUCCCUUCAUCUCCACUUUUGCUGAUCCCAGCAUCACUGGGCUCUACUUCAAUGAAGAUGGUGUCUUAUCGGUCGGACAGGUGGCGCCACAGAAAAACAACACCAAAUCUCCAACAACAGAAGAGGCAAACAACAACAAAAGUGAUGGAGAGAAGAAGGGAGAAGAAGGAAAUCCAGAGGGGACCAAAGAGGGUGACAAAGAGCAGGAGGUGAAGACUCCUGAAAUUCCAAACAACACAAUUCAGCAUCAAGAACAACAAAUAGGCAGUAACAGUAAUAAUGCAAGGACUAGUACAAAUGACACCGACAGCGUUCAGGAUUCUAGGCAGGUGACAGAAUCGGUGUCUGAUAAGAGUGGUUCCACGGCUGAAGAAGCUAUUGACAAUAGUCAGAAUGAUAUUUUAUCUAUAGAAGAUUACAUAAAUAACCUUGCUAUGGAAAUUGAGGCGAGUAGUUUAAGUGAAGAGAACGGCAGUGGAGAUGGUAUCGAUAAGCAUAAUGACGUGCUUUCCGUCGAAGAAAAGCGUGCCGAAAAGUGGAAGCAGUCUCAUCCCAGUGUGCCUCAGUCAUCAGAUCCCGAUUCCGAUGACGUCAUUAACGCCUGUGAUACACCAAGCGAACAAGGUUUUCAGAGUCAGGAAUCAACCACCAGUGCCUCAGGGGCAACGCACAUUCAUUUGGACAAUAUGGCCGCCUUCUCCAGUUUUAAUUACUGGCGGACGCCUUUACCCCAGUUAGAUUUACACUUGGAUAUUGUUGAAGGUAAAGCUACAAAUAUUCACGUGACGGCAAAAGUGGUGGACCCAGUCCAGCAUAAAGUGUUCUCCUCAAAAAUGGACGUUGAGGUCGAUAGCUCGCCAACACCCUCUUCUUCCGGAGACGGAGACUUGGAGCUCUCUGACGAAGGUGAGGUGAAAAUCCAUACUGCGAGUGUUAACUUGGUGAGUGCCGAGGAACCAGAGGAAACCGACUAUAUCGGCAGCAUGCACGUGAUUGGUCAGAAUUUGAACGAGUCCACGAUGGCUGUGAUCAAUGGUGUGGUGCAAGGUACAGUAGAUGUGAAUUCGCCCAGUGGUAUGUACGGAGGUGAGGGUGGGGUGCCCUCGUUCACUCACACGUUCUCGGGGAUGGAAAUGGCCCACAGGGGGUCCACCAGCUCUACAGGGAAUACCAUUACCAAACUGCAGGACGUGAUCCCCCAGAUUCUGCUGGAUAACUACCUUAGCAUGACUGAUGCUGCCCAGGCCCAAACUGUGGAUUCUGAAAUAGCACGGCAUUGUGCAUACAGCUUCCCGGCUGUGGCUUACACACUAGGCAGAGAACACUGGCCCUGUCUCAAAGAUUUGUAUGACCAACUGUCACAGAAUAUUCAGUGGAAAGUGCGCCGCACGCUAGCAUUUUCCAUACACGAGCUGGCGACCAUCAUGGGGCCUGAAGUGACGGAGAAGGACUUGGUGCCCGUGUUUGACGGCUUCCUGAAGGACUUGGACGAGGUGCGAGUAGGAGUGCUGACGCACCUGGCAGACUUCCUCAAGUUGCUGAACCCUAGCACCAGAUCCAUGUAUCUCCCCAAGGUGGCCGAGUUCCUGACCACAGACAACUCUAGAAACUGGAGGUUCAGAGAAGAGUUGGGACAACAACUAGUCUCACUGUGUGAGUUGUUCUCCUGUGAUGAGUUGAGCCGGCAUAUUUUGCCCAUUGCUCUCACUCUGGCGGAAGACAGGGUGGCGGAGGUCCGCAGCAUAGCACUCAAAGAUUUGGCUGUGAUUUUGAGGUGUUUUAACGAGAGUGGCGAGGAGAAUGUGUCCCAGAGCUUCUUAGCCACUGCCUUAGACAAGUUUGCUCACAGUGACAAAUGGUACAGGAGGCAGACCUAUGCACAUUUGUGUUACCACAUUCUCCAAGAAAACUCCUGCUCUGCUGAACAGUUUGCCAUCAGCUGGAUGCCAGCGCUUCUUAGCCUAGCAAAGGAUCCAAUUCCCAAUGUUCGCUUGGCAUUGGGAAAAGCACUGUCGCAGUUUGUGAUACCUGUUGACUAUUUCACCAGUUACACCAACCCACAUCACCAGCUGCUGCUGGAGACCAUCCAAGCCAUGAAGGCCGACGCUGACAGAGAUGUCCGGGGCUUCGUCUCCAUGCCACCACAGACUGAAAUUGAACAUCUAGACACAUUAUACUUUUAGGUCCCAGUAUGAAACUGCAGCAUCUCCCAGGGCCAAGCACACCACUUCCCAGGCAAAUCAAACAAAGAGAAUACCUAUCCAAUGAAGGCCUGAUGGCAGGUGCCAUGGAUAUUGGCUGAUUAAGAAAAUUAAUCAAAGCAAAUGAGAUUUUAGAGGCAAAGGGACAGCAGUUAGAUUUCUUGCCUUAUUUAACAAUUAAUUCCUCAAAUAUCUGACGUGAAUGGGCCUGAAAGGCAAAGGAGAGAAGAUAAUAUAACUGACAGACGAAAUUGAGCUGUGAUUGAGUGUAGCACCACGUGCUGUGGCAAGACCCCCGAGUCCGGCCACUGUUUGGUACCCCAACACUGUGGCUCAUUCCGACUCACCAAGUGGGGCAAUAAAUGGUUAUCGGUUGUUUACAUCAGUAUGAUUUUAUUAUUAAAUCUGAAUAUGUGGAUCUGAGGCUAAUGGAGAUAACAUUACUGCAAUUUGAAACAUGAAAUUUCUGCCAGUAUACAAAUGACAUUCUGUGAGAUAUAGAUAUUUAUGCUCAGGUUAUUCUAAGUUGUGAGGUAUUAUGGAUGAAAGAGGGGGAUGGUCAUAUUAUGGAUAAAAGGGAGAAAAAAGUGUAUUAAUGUCAAUGGCAAUGUAAUUGUUUGUAUGUGUGAUAGUAGAUAUGUUACAUGAAAUAAGUAAUCAACUAAUAGUAAUCAUUGCACCAGGUAAGGUGUUUUUAUUUUGAUUGAUCAAGUUGUAUUAAACGAGCUGUAAAUUCUAUAACAAUGCAAGGAGUUUUGUACCACCAGAUUAUAGUUGGAAGGUGCACUAAAUUUGGUACAUUCUCGUCGACCUCUUUUACCGCAGGUUGUAUUACAUACUGUAUCAGCAGGGGGUAUUUACCGUAAGGAGCCAGUCUUAUCCCUCUCUGGUCCCACUCACUUUUGCUGUUAUUGAAUCAAGUCAAUUACAAUCCCCAGAAGUUGGAGUGGUUAGAAAUGGUUUACUCGUAGGCUUUUUAGAUAAGACAUAAAUAAAUUAAGAAGUCACAAUAUGCCUUAGUUUAAGGGGUCCCAUAGACUCUGAAGCUUUUUUUUUUUUUUUCUUUUUUUUUUCUCCUCUAGUUCUUGGUUGAUGACUGACUACCCACAUCCUGGAGUAAAUCUUAAAGGUGUUUUGGAUUUGUAGUGGUAGUUUCACUGAUGAAAGUUUGACGUCACUGAAGGUGUUAACCAGAUUUUCUUAGUUCAGAACUGGGGUGUUUGUUGCAGAUGAAAAGUUUAUAUUUAAGGUCUUUGUCUUUCAGUUUGUUGUUUUCUUACAAUCAAGUUUACUGUUGAAAAUGACUUUUAUGGUAUAACAGACAUGCUAUGCUGGUGGUGCGUAAUCAGGAGGCGACCCCUGCCUCUCUGAACUAUCUAUUAUUAUCUAAUUGUUAUAUUUGGAACUGACAAAGGAAGGCGCUGAUUUGAUUUUAUGUUAGUCAUUAUUCUUGUUAUUAUUGCAUUAUCACAGUAUACUUAUGCUUUUAAUCAAUUUCUUAAGAGUCGCUUGGAUUGAGACAGAUAGAAGUCCUCAGUUUAGCAAAUACCCUGUAAUAUAUGUCCCAGUAUAGUUAGUAAAACAUGAAGAAGUCUGUGCAUAAGUUCUGUGGGUGAACAGAGUGAUUUCAGGUUUUUUUUUCUUUAGAAUGAUUGAAAAACUUUAAUCACUUAGACACUGACAGAGGACAUAAGUUAAGAACUGAAGAAAAAAAUGGAAUACCAAAAUAUUGUUUUGUUUUUUUUUUAAUGUGAAUUUUUGGCCAUGUGAGUUUUCAGUGUGAAAAAUGAAGCAACAGAUUAUGAAGUGAUUGUUUUAAAAAUUUGCUUCAUGUAACUACAAGAAAACUGGAAUAUGUGCUGUUGUAUUAUUGAAGGGACCAUUCAUUGGAUUUUUAUGUACAAUUUUUAUUUUAUUUUAUUAUUAUGAUUAUUUUAUUUAUUUAUUUAUUUAUUUAUUUAUUUAUUUUGAGAGGGUGGGGAGUGCACAGAAUAUAACUGCGCUAUAGCUGGAUGAAAAGAAACCUGGAAUUAAAAGGUUAUAUCUGUUGGAAUUUGUCACCUUUUAAAGCAAUAGUCAAUAAGUACUAGAAUAAAUCCCUUUUGGAACCUUUGUCUCAAUCCAAAUGGUUCUUUUGGCAACUGGAUGCUCAGAAUACUCACAAAUGAACACGUUUUGAUGAACUGUUCAUGGAACCAUUAUAUACCAUCAUCAUAAUGUGAAUAAAAGAAAUAUUUUCCUGUCAGUACGACAACAUUUAUAAUUAUGUUAUUAAAUCUAAUGUGGUCUCAGCUUUUGGUAUAGUUAAGAAAUGGAGUGAAGCAGGGCCCUUUCUCUCCAUAUAUUACAAAAAAAAAAAAAAUGAUAUAGUAUGUCAUAUGACAGUGGUAUUAAUCGUACAGGAGUCCCUUCUUACCACAUUUAACUAAAACAAUAUAAGUGUAAUUUAAGAUGCAUGCCAUUCAUAGUGGUGAUCACUGAAAUUGCAGAAAUUGAUGUCUGCAGCCACGAGCUAGACCUAUAAAAAAAGCUUAUACUAAGGAAAAUUGUAGCAUAGCCCAUACUUGUUAUUUCAGUGUAUUGAAAUAUAUUUUGCUGUACUAUAUUAUCGUAGAAGGGGGGAGGGUGAUUGGACCAAUUUUUUCAGGUAUUCUCAAGA
Molecule: messenger RNA, 5930 nt
Organism: Lingula anatina
Lineage: Eukaryota; Metazoa; Brachiopoda; Lingulata; Lingulida; Lingulidae
Product: serine/threonine-protein phosphatase 4 regulatory subunit 1
Biological process (GO): protein dephosphorylation
Cellular component (GO): cytoplasm
Molecular function (GO): protein phosphatase regulator activity
Source: RefSeq, a predicted model, not a curated record